CCGAACAACUUUUAGUGUCCUCUGGACAACGUCUUUACAAUGAAGCUGCUUCUAGUGUGUCUUGCCAUUGCCCUUUUCGGUGCCACUGUGGCCGAAAAGGCACGGUAUGACAACUACCGUGUAUACCGGAUCCGGGUCCAGACCGAUCGGCAGCUGGAGCUACUGCAAGCCAUCGAACAGUAUCCCGAUGGUUACACGUUCUGGAACGAACCGACCAAGGUUGGAACGGAAGUGUUGCUUGUAGUGCCACCGCACAAGCGUGGCCAUUUCUCGGACAUUCGUGCGCAAUACACACUGCGGGCCGUGCUGCAGACCGCUAACCUGCAGGAACAGAUCGACCAGGAAUCGCGUCCCUCUCUGCGCAAGGAAACGUUUGGCUGGACGGCGUACUACCGGACCGAUGCCAUCUACGCAUGGUUGGACAGUUUGGUGGCUAGUUACCCGAGCGUGGUUACCCCACUGAACAUUGGCAACAGCUUCGAGGGAAGGCCGAUCAAGGGAGUGAAAGUGUCUUACAAGGCGGGCAACAAGGCCGUCUUUAUGGAGGGAUUGAUCCACGCUCGAGAAUGGGUCAGCGGAGCCACGGUGACGUGGGUGCUGAAUGAGCUGCUCACCUCCAGCGAUCCGAAGGUGCGUCAAAUUGCGGAGAACUACGAUUGGUACUUCUUCCCGGUGACGAACCCGGACGGUUACGAGUACACGCACACGACCGAUCGUCAGUGGCGUAAGACGCGAUCUCAAUCGAGCGUUCUUUGCCGUGGAGCAGAUCCCAACCGGAACUGGGCGUACAAUUUCAUGCAGGGUGGUGCAUCUAGUGUACCCUGCUCCGAUACGUUCGCUGGUGCGAGUCCCUUCUCGGAGAUCGAAACCCGUCAGCUGUCCGACUUUAUCGCAACCCUGGACAACUUAAGCACCUAUCUUGCGUUUCAUUCGUUUUCGCAGCUACUUCUCGUCCCGUACGGACACACUACGGCACGGCUCGAUAACUACGAUGAAACGAUUGCAAUUGGUACAAAGGCGAUCAACAAACUGCGGGAGCGUUAUGGCACGACCUACAACAUUGGAAACAUUGCUGAAGCGAUCUAUGUAGCCUCUGGAGGUAGUAUCGAUUGGGUGAAGGGAGUACUCCGCACUCCGCUAGUCUAUGCGUACGAGCUGCGCGAUCUUGGACGGUUUGGAUUUGUGCUGCCACCGGAACAGAUCAUCCCGACGGCUGAGGAAACGCUCGAUUCAAUCAUUGUGAUUCUCGAAGAAGGUGCAAACUAUGGCUAUCAUUAACCGCAGCAAUGAAACAUGUUAGUCUUCCUUGUUAACUUUAGACCUUGAAAACAGCUUGCGCUCUGAAAACAGCUUCUUCGUCCAAUAAAUGCUGAAUGGAGAAAAUA
Molecule: messenger RNA, 1385 nt
Organism: Anopheles coluzzii
Lineage: Eukaryota; Metazoa; Arthropoda; Insecta; Diptera; Culicidae
Product: zinc carboxypeptidase-like
Exons: 4
Coding region: 40-1278 (412 amino acids)
Biological process (GO): proteolysis
Molecular function (GO): zinc ion binding; metallocarboxypeptidase activity
Source: RefSeq, a predicted model, not a curated record